AUGAAGAUACUCCUUGCUACGGUAGCAGCCCUUGCCGCUUUGGUUCUUGCCAAACCGGACGCUGGACCGUUGAACGAGGACGUUGUGAUCAGCAACGGCGCCAUCAGGGGCAAUGCAAGAGAUGCUGAUGGCAUCCUCAAUUACAAAGGCAUUCGCUUUGCUCAGCCGCCUGUCGGCAACUUGCGAUGGCGCAGCCCCGAAUCUCCAAUAAACUUCGACGGUACUUUCAACGCCACUGCAUAUGGCCCGUCUUGCUACGCAAGCACCAUUCCAGCGAUCCCUCAUGCUACGCCUCCCAGUGAGGACUGUCUGAACCUCAACAUUUGGACAGGUGCUCAACGAAACAAUGAAAAACGACCGGUCAUGUUCUGGAUACACGGGGGGGGCUUCGAGUUCGGUAGCGGUUCCCUCCCCACCUAUGAAGGUACGCGAUUGGCGCAAGAGGGAGUUGUUGUUGUCACCUUCAACUACCGACUGGGAGUCUUUGGCUUUCUGGCUCUAGACGAAUUGGACAAAGAAGGAUCGAACUCGGGAAACUUUGGCCUGCAGGAUUCUUUGGCAGCCCUGAAGUGGGUCAAGAAAAACAUUGCUGCGUUCGGUGGUGACCCCAACAACAUCACCAUCUUCGGCGAGUCUGCGGGUGCCCACGCUGUAGGUCUUCUCAUGGCCUCGCCACUAUCAAAGGGUCUCUUUCAGAAGGCUAUCAUGGAAAGCGGUGCGCUUUGGGACAGCGGAGCAGGCCCAUUAGAGACGUUCACGCAAGCGAGAGCCCGGGGAGCAGCCUUCGAGGCGGAGCUGACAGCACCAAACGUCGCCGCCCUGCGCGUUCUUCCAGCUGACACCAUCAUUGCAGCAGCCCCAUGGUUGGUUACUAAGGAUCCAAAACUGGCAGCCUUUGCACCGAACCUGGACAAUUACGUUUUGAAAGCCAACGCAGGGACGGUCUUCAGCACUGGUAAACAAGCAAAAGUCCCCUUGCUGGCUGGAUGGAAUGCCAACGAAGGUCAAACAUUCGCAUCUUAUGGAAUACCAGCUUUGACCCAACAGCAGUUUGAGACCGGUGCGAAGAUGUAUUUUGGACCAACUGUUCCAAUCCCGUUCAGGCGUCUGUACCCGGACACUACUGCAGCCGAACGCAACCAGUCUGCCAUUGACCUUGCUGGGGACAUGGUCAUUCGCGAGCAGAUCUAUACUGUUCUCGAACUGCAGCGUCGUACUGCAAGUCUUCCACCCAAUUCACUCUGGGCGUACCAAUUCAACUUUACCUCCCCAUUCACGCCUAAUCCCGUGCAUACUACGGAGUUGCCUUACAUUUUCGGCAAUUUCGUGCCAAACCCUGCGGUGGCUCCCGUGCAAGGACCACCCUCAGCAGCAGACGAAGCCUUCAGCGCAACUCUGCGCAAGUACUGGUCCAACUUUGCGAAAACCGGCAAUCCGAACGGGAAUGGUGUACCAACCUGGCCGGCAUAUGGCGGCUCUGGUCUCAAUGUCCAAGGCUUGAGUAACGCGAUCAAACCAUUCAACUACGACAUAUCCCGGUACACGUAUAUAGCCGGCUUUCGUACAAACGGUGCCCUUCCUGAGUCUUGGAAGACCAUGAAUCCCAGCGGAAUUCCAGCUUAA
Molecule: messenger RNA, 1623 nt
Organism: Cyphellophora europaea CBS 101466
Lineage: Eukaryota; Fungi; Ascomycota; Eurotiomycetes; Chaetothyriales; Cyphellophoraceae
Exons: 1
Coding region: 1-1623 (540 amino acids)
Molecular function (GO): cholinesterase activity
Source: RefSeq, a predicted model, not a curated record